Molecule: messenger RNA, 2078 nt
Organism: Drosophila serrata
Lineage: Eukaryota; Metazoa; Arthropoda; Insecta; Diptera; Drosophilidae
Biological process (GO): regulation of transcription by RNA polymerase II
Molecular function (GO): DNA-binding transcription factor activity, RNA polymerase II-specific; RNA polymerase II cis-regulatory region sequence-specific DNA binding
Source: RefSeq, a predicted model, not a curated record
UGCAAUUGUGGAUGCGGCGGGUGUUAAUCGCAUGUGCAUGUGCAUGUGCACCGCAGACACAUUGAACGUUGCCUUAACGCACAGGAUCCCAUAAAAUUACCCACGAUCUCCCCUCGAGCUAAGCUACGAAAGGACCAUGAACUUCACCCCGUUUGGCAACACUUUUCCCGGCAAUAUUCCCGGCCUGCCGCAAUUCACAACAAGCACAGCGCCUUUGGUUUCCACGGUGACCGCUGCCGUGGCGGAUGUGACGGUGACCGCCACCAAUAACCCCCAGCAACAGCAGCAGCAGCAGGAUGCUGCCGGCACUAGCAAUCGCUACCAGCAGCAGCAACAGGUCGCACACUUUGGCCAGGCCAAUCUGGCCACGGGUCAGAGUGGCAGCGGAAAUAACAAAUUCCGUGGAGGCCAAGAGGAUGCCCUGCAGGGUGACAAGUACAAUGGCCACCUGGUUGCCGCCUCCCAGCAACAGCAGCAGCAGCAGCAGCAGCAACAGCAGACGCAAUACGCCACGGUGGCCUAUGCCAGUGCAACCACAACAAGUGCCGCAGCGGAGGCGCUGCAAGCGAGCACUUCCGGUCAGCAGCAGCAGCAGCAACAGCAGCAGCAGCAGAUGCAGCAGCAACAAGUGACGGCCCCACAGGAACUCACACAAGAUCUGUGCAAUGCCAUUCUGCAGCAGCAAGUACUCCAAAAUACCUCGUGGCAAACACUAACGCCGGGCACCACCGUUGCCGACUACCUCUCGCAUCUUCCAGCCAACACGUUGCCCCUGUCGCUGCACCACUUCCUCAAGUAUUCCGCCGAAACGAUAAAAAAGGAGAAUCAGCAAAAUGUGGUACUGCAGGUGCAGACGGGACCAGCCAUUGGCAUCAAUACCCUUGGCACAACAACCAUUAGUAUACCUCAGCAGGAGCAGUUGACGUUGCAGCCGCAGCAGCAGCAGACGACAACGUUGCAGGUGCAAGCACAGGCAGCGGUUACGGCAACAGCAACGACGGCCACAGCGACGACAGCCGGUGGCAGUGGCAGUUCCUCCAAGAAGAAGAAGCGUAAAAAGCGUAGCAAGGACCGGAAACCAAAACUGCGACCCGGAGAGAUACGACUGGGAACAGCGCUCGAUGGUAGCCCACUGUACAUGUGCCCCGAAUGCCAUGUGGCGUAUCCAGAGCCCGAACUCCUCGAAGUGCAUCUGGUGGGUCACAACCUGGAGAAGCGGUAUGUGUGCGACAUAUGUCAGGCAUCGCUCAAGCGCAAGGAUCACCUCACCCGCCACAAGCAGUCGCACAAUCCGGAUCGGCCCUACAUCUGCACCGUUUGCCUGAAGGCCUUCAAGCGGAAGGAGCAACUGAGCCUGCACUUUGUGAUCCACUCCGGGGAGAAGCGGCAUCAGUGUGCCGAAUGUGGCAAAGGAUUCUAUCGCAAGGAUCACCUGCGCAAACACACACGCUCGCACAUAGCCAGAAGGGUUAAAGCGGAGCUCAAUAGUCAUGUUCGUAGGGAGAAUGGAACCAGCAUGCUGCAGCCAGUGGUUACGGAGGCCACCACAGCAGCCUUGCAACAUGCCAAUCAACUAGCCAGCCAGCAGCAACAGUUGCAGCAACAGCAGCAGCAACAGCAGCAGCAACAACAGCAGCAGCAACAGCAGCAGCAGCAGCAACAUCACAUAGUGAUCACGCAGCAGCAGCAACAGGCACCGCAGCAACAGCAGACAUCGCAACAGCAGCAGCAACAGCAGCAAAUGAUAAAUUAGCCAAAUGAUUUUUGUAAAGUCAGUUAAAGCAAAAUUCAAUUUAGCCAAAGCCAAGUCCUCGGUCUUGGUUGCUCUAAAAAAAAUUACAACUCUCUUUCGGUCCACACAAUUUAAUUGACUCUCACAAAAUCGGAUAAUGCAAACAGAAGGAUGUUUUAGCUAAUGUCUUCAGAGGGGUUUUCUUAAUUGAAGAUCCCAACACAGUGUACAAUUUUAAUCAUAAGAUCAUGAUGAUCAUCAGGGGGACCGCCUAUAAGUUCAAGAUCAUUUCUAUAUUUGACUACAUUUCCUGUGAUUUUUAUAAUUUAAACUUAAAAAAUAUGCU